UCGAACCUUAUCAAAUACUAAAUUUGAAUUAAAAAACGUCGGACUAACUGUUUAAUUGUUUUUACUUAAAUAUAUAAUGUAUAUUCUAUUGAAUAUAUUUGGAAAAAUAAAAUAAAAUAAAUAAUACCCAACAAAACAGUCGAACUUAAUAUCCUAGUAGUUGAAAAAUGUUGUUGCUGUUAAAAGAGAAGUUCGAUAAUUUAAUUUUGUAAAACGAAUAUUAUUAAAAAAUACCUUAAUUUUCAAGUACUCAAGUGACUUAAUAUGGGAAAAGCCGAUAAAGAAACCAAUUACAAUGAAAAUAUCCGCGAUGAGCAAGCAACUAAAGAUUCUAUGCCUUUUCCUGAUGGUAAUGUAAAUGGUAUAAGUGGGAGAAGUCCUACAAAAGUGCUUAGACACUGCAACAAAGAAAAUGUAACCCAAAAUCAAGAUAUAUUGAAUGCGGUUUUUGAAUUAAGUAGUACAAAGGAAAAUGACGAGGCGAAAGAAUUCGGAACGUUAUUACUGUUGGGAGUAAUGUUGCUACUUUUUAUAAUAAGUAUUACUGGGUUUUUUAUAAUGUGGUUUACGGAAUUUUAUAAUGACACAAUGCUUUCGCAAUUAGUACUAAAAAAUAAUUCUGAAAUCGCGAAAAACUGGAUGGACCCAAAUCCUAAAUAUGACACACUACUGAAAGUGCAUAUAUUUAAUUACACUAACAUAGACAAAUAUCUCAAUGGUAUCGAUGAGAAACUCAAAGUUGAGGAUGUCGGUCCUCUUACGUAUAAAGAGCAUACAACAAAAGUUAACGUGGUCUUUAAUAAUAACUUCACCGUUACAUUCAGGGACCACAGAUCAUACAAAUUUUUACCCGAGAAAUCAAGUUGUGGAGAAUUCGAGAAAUUCGUCCUUCCGAACGUACCCCUAAUAAGCGCCUCUACUAAAAUCGAAAAAAUUAACUUUAUUAAGAAGCUUUUGGCGGUAACUACUAUAAACGCGCUUAAUGAAAAACCAUUUAGGUCUCUAACGGCGCAAGAAUUUUUAUGGGGAUAUCGUGAUAGAAUUGUAUCAAUGGAUAUUGGCACGGGUUCUACUCAUUUCGGUUUACUAAUGAAUCGAAACGGAACGAGCGUCGAUUCUCUCCAAAUCAACACUGGCGAAGAUGAUAUUAGAAAGUUUAGUAUAAUUACGCAAUUUAAUGGACACCCUCUUCUAGAUUUCUGGACAGAUGAGGAAUGUAACCGCAUUGACGGCUCAGAUGCAUCAAUGUUCCCACCUCAUAUUUUAGAUAAUAAGGAAGACUUACAAGUUUUUCUACAAGUGCUUUGCAGAAAAAUUCCACUUCAUUUUGAGAAAGAAGUGACAAUUCUUAACAACAUUGAUGCUUUGCGAUAUCGCACCCCACUCAAUGUUUUCUCUAAUCCCAAAGAAAACCCUGGAAACGCCUGUUAUUGUCACAACACCCAACUAUGUUUGCCCAGUGGAAUUAUUAACGCUACGAAAUGCUACAAUGGAGCGCCAAUAUUUCCUUCUUUUCCUCAUUUUUUUUCUGGUGAUCCUGAAAUUUAUAAAGAUUUUGAUGGAAUCAACCCAUCACAGGAAUUGCAUCAAACUUACGCUGAUAUACAUCCACGAUUUGCAUUUCCAAUAAGUGGAGCUUCACGAAUCCAAAUAAAUAUUGCAGUGCACAAAGGUCAACUUCUAAAAAGGAAAUUGGGGCGCAUAAAGGAAGGAACCGUUUUACCACUUAUAUGGAUAGAAAUUACAUCAGGUGACUUUACCGAUGAGGUAAUCGACAACCUUUACAUAAGCACAUUCGGGUUGAAUGCCAUACAAUAUGCUUUGAAAUAUGGCACUUUACUCGCUUGCAUUAUUUCAUUUGCAUUAAUUGUUGCGGGUUUCUAUAACCUAACACAAAAAAGAAGGCAGCACUCGAAUCCAAUUCAGAAUAAAAUUUUAGAAAAAUAAUAAUAAAUAAGUCAAAAAACCUGUUUUAUAGCUUAACUGAAUUUUUGAAAUAAAUAUUAGU
Ceratitis capitata (Mediterranean fruit fly) is the source of this 2008-nucleotide messenger RNA. RefSeq names its product lysosome membrane protein 2. Gene Ontology annotation, molecular function: scavenger receptor activity. Gene Ontology annotation, cellular component: membrane; cytoplasm. The transcript has 7 exons. The coding region runs from base 265 to 1947 and encodes 560 amino acids. The record is from RefSeq and is a predicted model, not a curated record. Lineage: Eukaryota; Metazoa; Arthropoda; Insecta; Diptera; Tephritidae.